GCGCGCUCUCUGCCAUGUCUGAACCUCUGCCGGCGUUCCUCGACCGGCCGUGGGGGCCCUGGCUGGGUACUCGGACCCUGCCUCUGCGGGGGCUCGGCGCCGCCUCCCCUUCCAAGGUAGCGGGUCCUCGCGCUCCUUCCGGGCAGCCUCGCUUCCCUCCAGAGUUUUCUUGGAGGCUUUUUUGGUCCCAUUUGUGAGAUCGAUGUUGUCCUUAAUGAUGGGGAAACCCGGAAAAUGGCGGAAAUGAAAACUGAAGAUGGCAAAGUAGAAAAACACUAUCUUUUCUAUGAUGGAGAAUCUGUUUCAGGAAAGGUAAACCUAGCCUUUAAGCAACCUGGAAAGAGGCUAGAGCACCAAGGAAUUAGAAUUGAAUUUGUAGGUCAAAUUGAACUUUUCAAUGACAAGAGUAAUACUCACGAAUUUGUAAACCUAGUGAAAGAACUAGCCUUACCUGGAGAACUGACUCAGAGCAGAAGUUAUGAUUUUGAAUUUAUGCAAGUUGAAAAGCCAUAUGAAUCUUACAUCGGUGCCAAUGUCCGCUUGAGGUAUUUUCUUAAAGUGACAAUAGUAAGAAGAUUGACAGACUUGGUAAAAGAAUAUGACCUUAUUGUUCACCAGCUUGCCACCUAUCCCGAUGUUAACAACUCUAUUAAAAUGGAAGUAGGCAUUGAAGAUUGUCUACAUAUAGAAUUUGAAUAUAAUAAAUCCAAGUACCAUUUAAAGGAUGUGAUUGUUGGAAAAAUUUACUUCUUAUUAGUAAGAAUAAAAAUCCAACAUAUGGAGUUACAACUGAUCAAAAAAGAGAUCACAGGAAUUGGACCCAGUACCACAACAGAAACAGAAACAAUUGCUAAAUAUGAAAUAAUGGAUGGUGCCCCAGUAAAAGGUGAAUCAAUUCCAAUAAGACUAUUUUUAGCAGGAUAUGACCCAACUCCAACAAUGAGAGAUGUGAACAAAAAAUUCUCAGUAAGGUACUUUUUGAAUCUAGUCCUUGUUGAUGAGGAAGACAGAAGGUACUUCAAGCAGCAGGAGAUCAUUUUAUGGAGAAAAGCUCCUGAAAAGCUGAGGAAACAGAGAACAAACUUUCACCAGCGAUUUGAAUCACCAGAAUCACAGGCAUCUGCUGAACAGCCUGAAAUGUGAAUUGAAUAGGAGGGGGAAAAAAGCACAUAACUCCUCUAUCUAUUGACAUUAAGUUCAGCAGGUUAAAGAUGGUUGCAGCUUGUAGGGGGGAAUAAGGCCAAAACUCCAUUUAAAAUAGUCUUCCUUUAUCUUACAGGGCUGCAUUUAUUUUAUGGUUGAACUAAAUGUUCUUCAUGUAUAUACAUUAAAAGAAGUGCUUUCUUUGAAACACUGGAACAUUCUCAAGCUGCUGUUUUUUUUAAAAACUGCACACUUUGAUAAGCACUCAGAUAUGCAUCGCAUAAACAUUAAAGAUUUUUGUGUGAGAAGGCUGGUUUUAUAAUUUUGCUUUUCUUUCUGCAUAAUGUUGAUUACACAUCUUUGUCUCCUUUUUCAUGCUAAUGAUACCUCCUCUACAUGCAAAAAAACAAUAUUUUGUGUUCAAGGAAUAUUUUGUGUUAAUAGGAAACUAUAAUUCUGACCAUUCCAUAGCCUCCUGAGUUUUAUCCUCUUUGAAGUCUACGGUAUGAUGAAUAUUACUAACUUUUUUCCCUCAAGGGAUUAUGUGGGAUGUCAUUUUAGCCUUUUUUUUUCUUUUUGGCAUAUUAAGUAACCAUUUUGCUACUAUUAUGCAGCAGAUACCAAUGUUAUGUUUUCCUGUAAUAUGGAAUUGACUGUAUGUUGGCAUUUUAUAAUUUGCUAAAACUGUAACUUUUCCAGAAAUACUUUUUUUAACUUAAUCUUUUUACCCACAGUACACAGUUUCUUCACUUCACAAAUAUUCUCUCCCUUUUUCAGGGGAAAAUUUGAGGAUGGGGGUACUCAGGAAGACCUGUGAAGCAUGUAGUUAGUAAUUCAGAUCUGGACAAUUUCAUGUUUGCUAAACUGGAGCUUUGGUUAGUUCAAACUCAAAUCUCCCCUCUCUGUUUUUUUAGUACUAAAUUCAAGUCAUUUGUUUAAAGUCUCUAAAAUAAAAAAUGUGGCAGUUAUCUGUUCAUAUGCAUGGGGUCUGAUCUCAAAUACACUAAAUGUGAGGUGCAGGAAUUAAAAUGAAGCCUGCUGUGUGAAACUACUUUCACGUAUGGUUCAUUGAUUUUUGUACCAAUAUUUUUUUAUACACAAGUGCAAGUCUUGUGUUAACCUUACUUUAUUGAGUAAGCUAGGUAACCCAAAUUACAUUUCUUAAUCCUGUUUUACUACUAUGGCACUUUGAUAAAAUGGUCCGUAACCAACUUCUUUCUUGGCAAAAGGUUCCAUGUACCAUGUGCUGGAUCAUCUAUUUUAAAUGUGGAUAUCUAUGAAUGGUAAUGUUUAUCCUUCAUGUUAAGUGCCUGUUCAGAAUUUCAGAAUUUAAAACAUGCCAAAUAUUUUCAUGGUCAUUUGCAUGUAGUAAUCUAGAAAAUAUUCAAAGCGAUUUUGAAAACCAAUUGUAUUUAACCAGCCUCAAACUGCACAACCAUGAUGUGUAAUAAAAGAAUUUGAAAUGUA
This is a messenger RNA of Manis javanica (Malayan pangolin), 2610 nucleotides long. It is a transcript of the gene VPS26A, whose product is annotated as VPS26 retromer complex component A. The record is from RefSeq and is a predicted model, not a curated record. Gene Ontology annotation, biological process: intracellular protein transport. Lineage: Eukaryota; Metazoa; Chordata; Mammalia; Pholidota; Manidae.